Mytilus trossulus (common blue mussel) is the source of this 4169-nucleotide messenger RNA. Its product is annotated as rho guanine nucleotide exchange factor 7-like. Gene Ontology annotation, cellular component: cytoplasm. The record is from RefSeq and is a predicted model, not a curated record. Lineage: Eukaryota; Metazoa; Mollusca; Bivalvia; Mytilida; Mytilidae. The transcript has 20 exons. Gene Ontology annotation, molecular function: guanyl-nucleotide exchange factor activity; protein binding. The coding region runs from base 337 to 2817 and encodes 826 amino acids.
GUGGGGGUCAUAAUUACCAAAAAUACUGUGCUGCUGUAAUACCACUGAGUCAUUCAUGUUCCUCAAGAUUUCUUAACUGACAGAUUUAACAUGUUGCUUAUUUUUACAAAAUGGAUACAAUUAAAACAUAUGUGUGCAAAUAGGAGAGUUAAUUAACUCAAAACCUUACACAAGAAGCUAUUACAUGUUGAAAACUCAAAAGAUAAGAAAUCAUUUUUUGGCAGUUCUGAACAAAUUUUGUGUGUGUGCAGCAGUAUUUAUCAUUCUUUUUCAAAAGAUGCAUUCGCAUUGAAAAUUUUACAACUAACACUUGGAUAGUAAAUGUGAAAUUUCACCAUGGAGAAAGAUCGUGAGGAAAAAACACCAAGUACUGAUCUGUCAGGGGAUUUUGACAUGAUUGUUAAUGAAAUUAACGAAUUUAUUAAUAUUUUAGAAGUGAGGGGCCAAGAACUAGAACAACAACAAGCUGAAGAAAAUCGUCAACAAUCCCAACAUCAAACUGAAUCAGAAGAAAGUGAAGAAUGUGACACUCCUCCUUUUCAGUCGGCUCGAAAUACUAUUAUACUUGUUGAAAACAACGAGGAACCAAUAUAUGAAACAUGUCACAAUGAGCAAGAGAACCCUUAUGAAGCUAUCCCAGCAUUAGCUCACUUAGCAACAGUUACAGCAUCAACAAGUUCUCCUGCUAAAAGUCAAAAGCCAGAGUUAAAACCAAAGCCAAAACAUUUACUAAAAAUGGUAGAGCCAAGCUCACAGAACCCUAAAAGGGUCAAGGCACUACAUAACUUCUCUGGAUCAAAUAAUGAUGAGCUAUGUUUCAACAAAGGGGACAUCAUAACAGUGACACAGAUGGUUGAAGGAGGUUGGUGGGAAGGUACACUGAAUGGUAAAACUGGAUGGUUUCCUAACAACUAUACCAAAGAAAUUAAAUCUGAUAUUGCCAACAGAUCUUCAAUAACUAAAGGGCCAGACAUGGGAGUAUAUAAGAGAGAAAGUACACAGUUAUACCACAAUGUUGUUUUUCAGAAUCUGAUAGAAACAGAGAAAACCCAUGUACAGGAAAUGACAAUGGUACUACAGAACUACAUACAUCCUUUACAGAAUUCUGGCAUAUUAACUCCUGUGGAGUACACUAAACUAGUAGGAAAUUUAGAUGACAUAUUAGCAUUCCAAAACAAUUUUCUAUCUUCAAUAGAAGACUGUAUGAAACAAUUACCUCAUUUAAGAAGAAUUGGUGGUGUUUUUAUGAAACAUGCUCCAAGAUUAAAAGAAUUAUAUUUAGAAUAUUGUUCCAAUCAUCCUAGAGCUGUAGCUAUUGUUCAGAGUAAAAGAGAUGAAUUAAAUAAAUAUAUGGAGCAGGAUGGUGCUCCGCCUGGUGCUAUGAUCUUAACCACAAAUUUAUAUAAACCUUUCACACGACUAGAUAAAUAUCCCAGCCUUCUCAAAGAAUUAGAGAGACACAUAGAGGAAAGUCAUGUAGACAGAGGGGAUACCCAGAGAGCUAUAGCUAUUUAUAGAGACGUAUCAAAUGCUUGUAUGGAAAUAAGAAAAGUGAAAGAAAUGGAAUAUGAAAUAUUAACUAGUGCAAUUAAAGGUUGGGAAGGGGAGGAGAUGUCAAAGUUUGGUGAAGUACUACAUUUAUCCCAAGUUCAUGUAUUCACAUCUUCUGGAGAAAAGUAUGACAGAAUAUUUGUUUUAUUUCCUAACAUGCUGGUCAUGUUAUCAAUGAGUCCAAGAUUAAGUGGUUAUACUUAUGAGGGACAAAUUCCACUCAGUGGUCUAAAUGUAAGCACAUGUGAUGAUGAGGAAAAUUUUCCAAAUAGUUUUGAAAUUUCAGGGAACAUGAUAGAGAAAAUUACAGUAACAUGUGGAACUAAUACUGAAGUAAAAGCAUGGUUAGACCAUUUAAAACAGCAGGCUAACUAUACCUCAGGGACAACCAAACCACAAAGUCUUCAAGUAUGUCUAAACACCUUACAGGAACAGAUGAAGCUCUUAAAAAACGGGGGAUCAAUGGAGACUAGUAGUGGUCAAAAUAAACCUGAAAAUCAAAAAAUCUCAACUUCACAACCUAGUAUUAGUUUGUUAACGAAGGCAAAAACUGCCAUGGUAACACAUUCCACAUGGUCAAUGUCAUGUCUACGACCUUCACCACCUCUCAGACAGAUUCCAUAUAAUAAAGAAGAUGGCAUCAGAAGUCCAAGAAUGGGCAGAAAACCAGUCCGACGAAAACCAGUGAGAACACAUUCUCAGGAUGAGUAUGACUUUAAAUCCAGAUGGCGACAGUAUGACCCUAGAACAAUGGAAGAAGAUUCCUUAAUUUUACGAGUGAUAGAAGCUUAUUGUACCAGUGCUAAGACGAGGAAUACAGUUAAUUCAUCUGUAACUAAAGAAAGGUUCACUCUUGUGAGGCCAUUACCUAAACCAAAUCUUACUCCUAUCAAAGAGACAGGUUCACAAGACACAGUUUUGCAAGUGCCUUUGAAGGAAGUGAUCAACAUAGUUAAGCCUAUGCCAACAGAUAGAUAUGUUCGACGAGAUGUUGGUACUCAAGCUAUACUGAUGAAUCCUCAUGUGUUGAUAGCUGAAGAAGAAAAGAUAAUAGUGGACGAUGGAGGGGACCCAACCAUGUUACAAGAAAAGUCACUUGUGGAUACAGUUUACUCAUUAAAAGAUCAGGUCAAAGCUUUAGAAACAGAACAUAAGAGAAUGAAGAGAGAUUUAGAAGAAGAAACAAAAGCUAGAAAAAGAUUAGAGACUAACAUGAAAAAGUUUAUUAAAACUAGAACAGAUAUGCUGGAUGAAAAUCUUAUGUGAUCUCACUUGAUUAAAACAUUACAUAUGUCUCACUAUGUUAACAUUUGAAAGGGGCCAGGAUUUUCAUGAAUAUUUUAUAAAAUUUUCAGAACAGAAAAAUCAAUUUGUAUUUUAUAAAUACUUGAUCAUAUGAAAGAAAAUAUGUUUUUGCAAACCUCUUUAUAAAAAUAGUUGCUAUAAAACUGGUCUGCAAGAUAAAUAAUAUGUUGCAAAAGUUGCCAACAGAACCAAUUUCGAGUGUUGCAUAACAAAGAGCUUAGAUUAAGGAACUGGCCUUGAAAAUGCUAUACAGAUAAUAGAAUGAUCUGUCAUUUUAACAAGGCAUCUCAUCUAGAAUAGUAGCUACACUUAUGUUAUAAUUUUAUUUUGUUUGGUAUGAACAAUUGAAGAAAAAGUAUGAAUUUCUUAUGAAAGGAAACAGUCAGAUGUAAUAAGAUAGUAUAUUGAAUUUGUGAAUAUGAAAUUGUUUCUAAAACCAUUACUUAGAGUGCUUGUAGUUGAGGAAUGACUAUUUGAUCAGGAGAAAAAUCUACUAGGGAAAUUGAGAUAUACAAUUUUUGUUGUAAAACCUUAUUACUAAUAUGAAAGUCUUUGUCCUACCUAAUACAAUUUAUGUUAUUUGUUAAGUUUGUUUUCUGUGCUAUUUGUAUAUAUGAUCUUGUCCUGCAUAAUAUUUUGUUAUAUUGUUUAUUAUAUAGAAAAGAUUUGGAUAUAGUGAUACAGCUAAAUCAAAAUAGCUAUCUAGUCCUAUUUACACAAUACUGGCUUGCUUAGGCAGAUACAUACAUGCUUUAGACAAGCUUUGAGAGAGCUAUCUUCAUCUACAAUUAUGGUCUUGUUGGAUAGUUGUCUCAUUGGCAAUUACAUCUCAUCUCUAUUGAGCUAUCAGGGCUAUCACAAAGUAAACAAAAUACUUACAUAUUUUAAACAUUGAAAAACAAGCUAUUUUGCAUUGAAAACCCCCUUAUUUUAAACAGACUAACACAACAAAGUCUUUUCCUCUCAAAGUAAAUUAAAUUAAAAUCUUGUACAUUAACCAUUUUUUUGUGUGCAAAAUUUUUGUAAAAAUAAUUGUUUGCUAUAUCUUUAGUGGAUUUUAUCAGGUUAAAAAGUGUUUUGCUAUACAUUUAAAUUGUUCUCAGGUCAGUUUCAGCCUUUUGAUGAAGUAUUGAUACUUUAUUUGAAAAAGAAAUUCAAGAAAGGAUGCCCUACAAUAACUAGUAUUUCAAAGUUUAUCUUGAGAAUGAAUUAUUUAUCUUAUAUAUGACUGGUAAUAUAUGAUAUGUUUGCCAAGAUUUAUAACAUUGUGAUACUUGGAUUUAUAUUAUAAAAAUAAAAACUAAUCACUUGUU